Aphidius gifuensis is the source of this 901-nucleotide messenger RNA. RefSeq names its product short coiled-coil protein B. Bases 455 to 883 code for a protein of 142 amino acids. Gene Ontology annotation, cellular component: trans-Golgi network. The transcript is spliced from 4 exons. NCBI's taxonomy places the organism in Eukaryota, Metazoa, Arthropoda, Insecta, Hymenoptera, Braconidae. The record is from RefSeq and is a predicted model, not a curated record.
CAUUUUAAUUUACAAAAGGAAAACAAAAAAAAUAACGAGUCAUUUUUUUAAUAGUAAUCAGCAGAUUAUUGAUAUUAAUUAACAAAUUAUUAUUGAUGCUAAAACAGUAUUUAUAAAGUAAAAAAAAAAUAAAAAAUUCAGUUGUAAUUUGCGCCACUAGAGCCAAAUGUCAGCCACUUUGGAGUCUUUGGAGUGUCAUAUUUGGAGCUGUCAUAAUAUUUGGAGUGUCAUAUUUUUAAUUUACAAAUAAAUAAAUAAACAUUAAUUUAUAAAACACAAUAAUUUACUACAAUAUAUAAUUAUUAAACAAGUUAUAAAUUUAAUAUUAAUUUUAGAAAAAAACAAAAAGGGAACAAAAGAAUUUACCAAGUUGAAGAGAAAAAAAUAAUCAAUAAAAAUAUUGUUAACAGUUUUACUGAAUAAUUGGAGUACUGAGAAUAUUAUUGGCGACGUGAUGUCUGCGUCAAUGAUGACUAACGAUAAACUCCAGGAAGAUAUGAGCAGCAUCCCCUUGGCUGAUGAUGAUCCUCAAGUGAUUAUUCCUGAGGAAGAUAUUCCAGACAAUGACUCACAUUUAUCUGAUCCAUUUGGUCGAGGACGCAGUAUGGAUUCAAUUCCAUCAACUUUCACCAAUGGAAGUUGUAGUCCAAAUAGUUUAGAUCCUGAUAUAAGCCCAGAUGAACAAGAAGAAAAAGCAAGAUUAAUUACACAAGUUUUAGAAUUACAAAAUACACUUGAUGAUUUAUCACAAAGAGUGGAUAGUGUUAAAGAAGAAAAUUUAAAAUUACGUAGUGAAAAUCAGGUUUUGGGACAAUACAUUGAAAAUCUUAUGUCUGCAUCUAGUGUAUUUCAAUCAACAAGUCCAAAAUCUAAAAAAAAGUAAAUAUAUUUAUUUGUUUAU